Molecule: messenger RNA, 25347 nt
Organism: Rhea pennata
Lineage: Eukaryota; Metazoa; Chordata; Aves; Rheiformes; Rheidae
Product: mucin-5AC-like
Exons: 44
Coding region: 1-25347 (8448 amino acids)
Cellular component (GO): extracellular matrix
Molecular function (GO): protein binding
Source: RefSeq, a predicted model, not a curated record
AUGGGCAAAGGUGGUGGGACACGAAUACCACUAUGGAUAUCAGUACUAGCACUUGCCUUCACGCACAUCAAAGAUUCUAGUGCAUAUGACACCAGAUCAAAAGGAGUGACAAUCAUUCCACCUCUUCGAAACAUAUUGGCAGUAAAGUCUGGCAAUCCCUCUCACAACGGCCGUGUGUGCAGCACAUGGGGUAACUUCCACUUCAAGACUUUUGAUGGAGACAUCUUUUACUUCCCUGGGGUCUGCAAUUAUGUCUUUGUAUCCAACUGCAAGUCCUCUUAUGAGGACUUCAACAUCCAGAUAAGGCGUACAAUGGUCAAAAAUGCUACCAUCAUCACCCACGUCAUCAUGAAGCUGGAGGGAGCAGUAAUUGAGCUGACACGCAGUGCUGUCCUGGUUACUGGCCUACCGGUUCAGCUUCCCUAUAGUAAGAUGGGAAUCUCGAUAGAGAGAAGUAACAGCUAUUUGAAAGUUACUGCCAAGUUAGGGCUGGUCUUCCUUUGGAAUGAAGAGGAUGCCCUCCUGGUGGAAUUAGAUAAGAAAUAUGCCAAUCAGACCUGUGGUCUUUGUGGGGACUUCAAUGGAAUACCAAUUAACAAUGAGUUUAUUUCAGAGAACACAAAACUGACUCCCCUGCAGUUUGGGAACAGGCAGAAGAUGGAUGGACCCAUAGAACAGUGCGAUGACCCUAUUCCUCCUGCUGUUCUGGGGAACUGCACAGCUGAAUUUGGUUCUAUCUGUCAAACAGUAUUAACCAGUGAAGCGUUCAGAAGCUGUAAUGUACUUGUGGAUGUUCAAGACUACAUUGAAACUUGCAUACAAGACCUAUGCCACUGUGACGACUCUCUGGCUGAUUUCUGUAUGUGCAACACCUUUGCUGAAUACUCCCGGCAGUGCGCUCAUGCAGGUGGACAGCCUCUAAACUGGAGGACCUCUGAAUUGUGUUCCAAAUCAUGCCCUUUCAACAUGCAAUACCAGGAAUGUGGCUCCCCCUGUUCUGACACCUGUACCAACCCUGAACGAUCUGCACUUUGUGAAGAUCACUGUAUGGAUGGCUGCAUCUGUCCUCCAGGAAUGGUAUUUGAUGACAUUAACGGUGCUGGCUGUAUUCCGCGUAAAGAUUGCCACUGUACGUAUGAAGGUGAAAGUUAUGCUCCUGGGGCCUCCUUCUCAUCCAAAUGCAGAUCAUGUACCUGUGCUGGAGGUGAGUGGACUUGUGUCACCCAGUCAUGUCCAGGGACUUGCAGUAUUGAAGGAGGUUCCCACAUUACAACAUUUGAUGAGAAGCAUUAUUCCUUCUUCGGAGACUGUAGCUAUGUCCUGACCAAGCUCUGUGACAGCAAUGAUUUCACUGUUCUGGGAGAGAUUCACAAGUGUGGCCUGACUGACACUGAGACAUGCCUCAAGGGCAUAGCCGUCAGUAUAAGUGGAGGACAAACUAACAUUGUGAUCCAAACUUCUGGCAGUGUAUUUGUGAAUAUGAUCUACACACAACUGCCAUUCUCUGCAGCAAAUGUUACCAUCUUCAGGCCAUCAUCUUUCUUCAUCAUUUUACAAACAACCUUUGGUCUUCAGCUAGAGAUUCAGCUUGUGCCCAUCAUGCAACUUUUUAUAAACUUAGACCCAUCACAUAAAGGGCAGACAUGUGGUCUCUGUGGCAACUUCAAUGACAUCCAGACAGAUGACUUCAAAACAACCAGUGGAGUAAUAGAGGGUACUUCAGCUGCCUAUGGCAACACGUGGAAAACUCGGGCUGAUUGUCCUGAUGCCAAAAUCACCUUUGAGAACCCCUGUACUCUCAGCAUAGAAAAUGACCAGUAUGCUCAGCAUUGGUGCGGACUGCUCUCUGAUACCACAGGACCUUUCACCGAAUGUCAUUCAACAGUAAAUCCAGAAGUUUACCAGAAGAACUGUAUGUUUGACACGUGUAACUGUGAGAAAAGUGAGGACUGCAUGUGUGCUGCUCUUUCGAGCUACGUCAGGGCCUGCGCUGCUAAAGGAGUUCUCCUCACUGGAUGGAGAAGCAAUGUCUGCAAAAAAUACACCACCUCAUGUCCCAAAACCUUGACGUACACUGAUAACGUUGAUUCCUGUCAACCCACUUGCCGGUCUCUGAGUGAGCCUGAUGUCACAUGCAACAUCAAGUUUGUCCCAGUUGAUGGCUGCACCUGCAUAAAUGGAACUUACAUGGAUGAAAGUGGCAAAUGUGUGCCUGCUUCUAGCUGUCCUUGUUACUACAAAGGAACCUCUCUGCCUUCUGGGGAAGUUGUUCAUGAUAACGGUGUUGUAUGCACUUGCAUCCAUGGAAAGCUGAGCUGCAUUGGAGAGAAACCAGAACCAGUCUGUACACCUCCCAUGUUCUAUAUUGACUGUGGCAACACCACUUCAGACAUGAUAGGAGCUGAGUGCCAGAAGAGCUGUCAGACUCUGGAUAUGGAAUGCUACAGAACGCAGUGUGUCUCUGGCUGUGUAUGUCCUGGUAACCAAGUGUUGGAUGGCAAGGGUGGCUGUAUAGCUGCAGAAGACUGUCCAUGUGUUCACAAUGGGGAUUCCUACCCCCCAGGAGAAUCAAUCAGAGUUGGCUGCAACAACUGCACAUGUAGAAACAGAAAAUGGCAAUGCUCUGAAGAACCUUGCCUAGAAACCUGUUCUGUUUAUGGAGAUGGGCAUUACACCACCUUCGAUGGCAAGCGUUUCGAUUUUGAAGGAGACUGUGAAUACGUUCUGGUCCAGAACUACUGUGGCAAAAAAAGUUUGAAUCAGGGAACCUUCAGAGUUAUCACUGAGAACAUUCCAUGUGGUACCACAGGAACCACCUGCUCUAAGUCUAUUAAAGUUUUCCUGGAGAACUAUGAAUUAGUGCUCAGUGAUGGACGUUCUGAUGUCAUCCAGAGGACACCUGGAGGAAAAAUGCCAUUCCAAAUCCGUUCCAUGGGCAUCUACAUGGUGGUUGACACUAAUGUUGGUCUAAUACUCAUGUGGGACAAAAAAACCAGUAUAUUCAUCAAACUUAUCCCUGAUUUUAAGGGACAUGUCUGUGGCCUCUGUGGAAACUAUGACGGCAAUGGGAACAAUGAUUUCACUACUCGCAGUCAGUCAGUGGUAGAGAAUGUGCUGGAGUUUGGCAACAGCUGGAAAGUGUCUUCCACUUGCCCAAACGCUAAUCGUACCAAGAAUCCCUGUGCUGCGAACCCUUACAGGAGCUCCUGGGCACAGAAGCAAUGCAGCAUCAUCACCAGUGAAGUUUUUGCGAGGUGUCACUCCCAGGUUGAACCAAAUGAAUAUUACCAAGCGUGUGUGAAUGAUGCUUGUGCCUGUGACACUGGGGGAGACUGUGAAUGCUUCUGUACAGCAGUAGCUGCCUACGCUCAAGCAUGCAAUGAGUUGGACAUCUGCAUUUCAUGGCGAACCCCAUCCAUUUGUCCUCUGUUCUGUGAUUACUACAAUCCACAAGGGGAAUGUGAAUGGCAUUACAAGCCAUGUGGAGCCCCUUGUAUGAAGACCUGCAGCAACCCAAGUGGGAAAUGCCUUCAUGAGCUGAGGGGUUUGGAAGGCUGCUAUCCACAUUGUCCAAACAAUGAACCCUAUUUUGAUGAAGAAACCAUGACUUGUGUUUCAUAUUGUGGUUGUUAUGAUGAUAAUGGAAAACGUUACAUGCCAGGAAUGGGGAUGCCUUCAAAGGAGAAUUGUAAAUCAUGUGAAUGCACAAUCAGUGGCAAAAACUGCAAAUACGAUGCAUAUGCGUGCCACUGCAUUUACGAGGGAAAGAUAUACAACUAUAAAGAUGUGAUCUACAAUACUACAGAUGGCACAGGAGGAUGCAUUGUUGCAACCUGUGGUCCCAAUGGGACAGUUGAAAGGCGUAUCUAUGAAUGUCCAAUCAUAACAUCACCCACAAUGUCAACACCAUUUCAUUUCAGCACUAUACCACCUGCCACUACUCACACAGUGUUGCCAACUACAUCAGUCUGUGUUCAUGAAGUCUGUGACUGGUCAGAAUGGUAUGAUGGGAAUCAGCGAAUGCCUGGCUACGAUGGUGGAGAUUUUGAAACAUUUGAUGAUUUGAGAGCUAAAGGUUAUAAAGUCUGUGAAGCUCCAAAGGCUAUUCAAUGCAGGGCAGAAAAAUUUCCUAACAUACCACUGAAAGAACUUGGCCAAAAACUAGAAUGCAGUAAAACAGCGGGACUCAUAUGUCACAACAAAGAUCAAAUUUCAACACUGUGCUACAAUUAUGAAAUCAGAGUCUUAUGUUGUGUUUUUGUACCAUGUUCUCGCACAACUGUAACCACGAAAUCUUAUGAAAGUAUUACAUCAAUCACACUUACAACUCCAGAAACAAUAACGACUUCUUCAAAACCUCUUGGAACAACAGCAAGUACUUCCACAGAGACAACAUCCAGUACAAUACCUUGCAAACCUGAGUGCAAAUGGUCCAAAUGGUAUGAUGUCCAUUCCCCAACUUUGCACAACAAGGGAGAUUUUGAAACUUACCAUGAUAUUAGAGCUGCUGGAAAAGCAAUUUGCAGAAACCCUGAAAAAAUACAAUGUAGAGCAGAGAAAUAUCCACACAAAUCUAUUGAAGAAAUUGGCCAAGUUGUUCACUGCAAUGUAACAUAUGGGCUCAUCUGUAGAAAUGAGGACCAAAAAGGUGAAUUGCAUAUAUGUCUUAAUUACCAGAUAAAGGUAUACUGUUGUGAGGACUACAGCCACUGUCAAACAACAGUAACAUCAACUGCAUCAACUGAAACUUCUACACAAAUACCUACAACUACAGAAAUUACAUCAUUUUCAUCAACGACGAGAUUAACACCAAUUGUUACAACUUCUGAAAGCACAACUUUCAAAAUUUCAACAGCUACAGCAACAACCACAAGCACAUCCACAACAGAAAAAACAAAACCUGUCACUAUUUCUCCUUCAACAGCUCCUCUUUGUAUUAAAGAAGUAUGUGAAUGGUCAAAGUGGUAUGAUGUCAGCUACCCGGGAUCUGGAUAUGAUGAUGGAGAUUUUGAUACAAUUCAGAACAUAAAAAAACACGGAUACCAAGUCUGUAGUAACAGAAAAGCUGUGGAAUGCAGAGCGGUAAGGUUUCCUGACACACCCUAUCCCCUCCUGGAGCAACACAUCACAUGUAACACAGAAGAAGGGUUGAUAUGCUACAACAAAGACCAGUUACCACCAAUUUGCUAUAACUACAUGCUCCGAUUUCAGUGCUGUAUGAAUAAAACAGUACCAUGUUCUAAGACAGAAGUUCCAUAUACAACAACACAAACACCACAACAUACAUCAAGUAUUCGAACCACAUCAACAACAUUUACAUCAACAACAAUAACAACACCAACACAAACACUAAGCAUACACACACAUACGCCAACGAUUACUGCACCAACUCCACCAAAAACAGAACAUAUUCAUACGCAAACUACAACAGAAAGUACAACACAAACACAAAAAACAACAACCACAUACACUGAAACGAUGAGAACACUAACACCGACUGUCACUAUACCCAGCAUCCCCACGUCCACACCCACCCUCACCCCCACCACCACACUCUCCACCACCGUCUGUACCCCAGAAGAGUGCUCCUGGACCGAGUGGUUCGACGUCGACUUCCCCUCCUCGGGGCCCGGCCAGGGAGACUUUGAAACCUACCAGCACAUCAGGGCCGCCGGACGGAACGUCUGUCGGCACCCUAAGGACAUCCAGUGCCAGGCGGAGGACUACCCCGACCUUUCCAUCGAGCACAUCGGCCAGGUCGUGCAGUGCGACGUCCACUUUGGACUGGUGUGCAAGAACGAAGACCAGCUUGGCAAAUUUAAGAUGUGCCUGAACUACAAGAUCCGCGUCCUCUGCUGCACGCCAAACCCGCUCUGCUCUACCACCACCAUCACGCCCACCACCAGCCCCACCACCACCACCCCCACCACCAGCCCAUGGACGACCAGCUCCACGGAAUCAACCCCCACGGUCACAACCUCCACCAGCACCCUCCCCACCUCCUCCGAGACCGCAACACCAACCACCACCGUCACCAGCAUCCCCACGUCCACACCCACCCUCACCCCCACCACCACACUCUCCACCACCGUCUGUACCCCAGAAGAGUGCUCCUGGACCGAGUGGUUCGACGUCGACUUCCCCUCCUCGGGGCCCGGCCAGGGAGACUUUGAAACCUACCAGCACAUCAGGGCCGCCGGACGGAACGUCUGUCGGCACCCUAAGGACAUCCAGUGCCAGGCGGAGGACUACCCCGACCUUUCCAUCGAGCACAUCGGCCAGGUCGUGCAGUGCGACGUCCACUUUGGACUGGUGUGCAAGAACGAAGACCAGCUUGGCAAAUUUAAGAUGUGCCUGAACUACAAGAUCCGCGUCCUCUGCUGCACGCCAAACCCGCUCUGCUCUACCACCACCAUCACGCCCACCACCAGCCCCACCACCACCACCCCCACCACCAGCCCAUGGACGACCAGCUCCACGGAAUCAACCCCCACGGUCACAACCUCCACCAGCACCCUCCCCACCUCCUCCGAGACCGCAACACCAACCACCACCGUCACCAGCAUCCCCACGUCCACACCCACCCUCACCCCCACCACCACACUCUCCACCACCGUCUGUACCCCAGAAGAGUGCUCCUGGACCGAGUGGUUCGACGUCGACUUCCCCUCCUUGGGGCCCGGCCAGGGAGACUUUGAAACCUACCAGCACAUCAGGGCCGCCGGACGGAACGUCUGUCGGCACCCUAAGGACAUCCAGUGCCAGGCGGAGGACUACCCCGACCUUUCCAUCGAGCACAUCGGCCAGGUCGUGCAGUGCGACGUCCACUUUGGACUGGUGUGCAAGAACGAAGACCAGCUUGGCAAAUUUAAGAUGUGCCUGAACUACAAGAUCCGCGUCCUCUGCUGCACGCCAAACCCGCUCUGCUCUACCACCACCAUCACGCCCACCACCAGCCCCACCACCACCACCCCCACCACCAGCCCAUGGACGACCAGCUCCACGGAAUCAACCCCCACGGUCACAACCUCCACCAGCACCCUCCCCACCUCCUCCGAGACCGCAACACCAACCACCACCGUCACCAGCAUCCCCACGUCCACACCCACCCUCACCCCCACCACCACACUCUCCACCACCGUCUGUACCCCAGAAGAGUGCUCCUGGACCGAGUGGUUCGACGUCGACUUCCCCUCCUCGGGGCCCGGCCAGGGAGACUUUGAAACCUACCAGCACAUCAGGGCCGCCGGACGGAACGUCUGUCGGCACCCUAAGGACAUCCAGUGCCAGGCGGAGGACUACCCCGACCUUUCCAUCGAGCACAUCGGCCAGGUCGUGCAGUGCGACGUCCACUUUGGACUGGUGUGCAAGAACGAAGACCAGCUUGGCAAAUUUAAGAUGUGCCUGAACUACAAGAUCCGCGUCCUCUGCUGCACGCCAAACCCGCUCUGCUCUACCACCACCAUCACGCCCACCACCAGCCCCACCACCACCACCCCCACCACCAGCCCAUGGACGACCAGCUCCACGGAAUCAACCCCCACGGUCACAACCUCCACCAGCACCCUCCCCACCUCCUCCGAGACCGCAACACCAACCACCACCGUCACCAGCAUCCCCACGUCCACACCCACCCUCACCCCCACCACCACACUCUCCACCACCGUCUGUACCCCAGAAGAGUGCUCCUGGACCGAGUGGUUCGACGUCGACUUCCCCUCCUCGGGGCCCGGCCAGGGAGACUUUGAAACCUACCAGCACAUCAGGGCCGCCGGACGGAACGUCUGUCGGCACCCUAAGGACAUCCAGUGCCAGGCGGAGGACUACCCCGACCUUUCCAUCGAGCACAUCGGCCAGGUCGUGCAGUGCGACGUCCACUUUGGACUGGUGUGCAAGAACGAAGACCAGCUUGGCAAAUUUAAGAUGUGCCUGAACUACAAGAUCCGCGUCCUCUGCUGCACGCCAAACCCGCUCUGCUCUACCACCACCAUCACGCCCACCACCAGCCCCACCACCACCACCCCCACCACCAGCCCAUGGACGACCAGCUCCACGGAAUCAACCCCCACGGUCACAACCUCCACCAGCACCCUCCCCACCUCCUCCGAGACCGCAACACCAACCACCACCGUCACCAGCAUCCCCACGUCCACACCCACCCUCACCCCCACCACCACACUCUCCACCACCGUCUGUACCCCAGAAGAGUGCUCCUGGACCGAGUGGUUCGACGUCGACUUCCCCUCCUCGGGGCCCGGCCAGGGAGACUUUGAAACCUACCAGCACAUCAGGGCCGCCGGACGGAACGUCUGUCGGCACCCUAAGGACAUCCAGUGCCAGGCGGAGGACUACCCCGACCUUUCCAUCGAGCACAUCGGCCAGGUCGUGCAGUGCGACGUCCACUUUGGACUGGUGUGCAAGAACGAAGACCAGCUUGGCAAAUUUAAGAUGUGCCUGAACUACAAGAUCCGCGUCCUCUGCUGCACGCCAAACCCGCUCUGCUCUACCACCACCAUCACGCCCACCACCAGCCCCACCACCACCACCCCCACCACCAGCCCAUGGACGACCAGCUCCACGGAAUCAACCCCCACAGUCACAACCUCCACCAGUACCCUCCCCACCUCCUCCGAGACCGCAACACCAACCACCACCGUCACCAGCAUCCCCACGUCCACACCCACCCUCACCCCCACCACCACACUCUCCACCACCGUCUGUACCCCAGAAGAGUGCUCCUGGACCGAGUGGUUCGACGUCGACUUCCCCUCCUCGGGGCCCGGCCAGGGAGACUUUGAAACCUACCAGCACAUCAGGGCCGCCGGACGGAACGUCUGUCGGCACCCUAAGGACAUCCAGUGCCAGGCGGAGGACUACCCCGACCUUUCCAUCGAGCACAUCGGCCAGGUCGUGCAGUGCGACGUCCACUUUGGACUGGUGUGCAAGAACGAAGACCAGCUUGGCAAAUUUAAGAUGUGCCUGAACUACAAGAUCCGCGUCCUCUGCUGCACGCCAAACCCGCUCUGCUCUACCACCACCAUCACGCCCACCACCAGCCCCACCACCACCACCCCCACCACCAGCCCAUGGACGACCAGCUCCACGGAAUCAACCCCCACGGUCACAACCUCCACCAGCACCCUCCCCACCUCCUCCGAGACCGCAACACCAACCACCACCGUCACCAGCAUCCCCACGUCCACACCCACCGUCACCCCCACCACCACACUCUCCACCACCGUCUGUACCCCAGAAGAGUGCUCCUGGACCGAGUGGUUCGACGUCGACUUCCCCUCCUCGGGGCCCGGCCAGGGAGACUUUGAAACCUACCAGCACAUCAGGGCCGCCGGACGGAACGUCUGUCGGCACCCUAAGGACAUCCAGUGCCAGGCGGAGGACUACCCCGACCUUUCCAUCGAGCACAUCGGCCAGGUCGUGCAGUGCGACGUCCACUUUGGACUGGUGUGCAAGAACGAAGACCAGCUUGGCAAAUUUAAGAUGUGCCUGAACUACAAGAUCCGCGUCCUCUGCUGCACGCCAAACCCGCUCUGCUCUACCACCACCAUCACGCCCACCACCAGCCCCACCACCACCACCCCCACCACCAGCCCAUGGACGACCAGCUCCACGGAAUCAACCCCCACGGUCACAACCUCCACCAGCACCCUCCCCACCUCCUCCGAGACCGCAACACCAACCACCACCGUCACCAGCAUCCCCACGUCCACACCCACCCUCACCCCCACCACCACACUCUCCACUACCGUCUGUACCCCAGAAGAGUGCUCCUGGACCGAGUGGUUCGACGUCGACUUCCCCUCCUCGGGGCCCGGCCAGGGAGACUUUGAAACCUACCAGCACAUCAGGGCCGCCGGACGGAACGUCUGUCGGCACCCUAAGGACAUCCAGUGCCAGGCGGAGGACUACCCCGACCUUUCCAUCGAGCACAUCGGCCAGGUCGUGCAGUGCGACGUCCACUUUGGACUGGUGUGCAAGAACGAAGACCAGCUUGGCAAAUUUAAGAUGUGCCUGAACUACAAGAUCCGCGUCCUCUGCUGCACGCCAAACCCGCUCUGCUCUACCACCACCAUCACGCCCACCACCAGCCCCACCACCCCCACCCCCACCACCAGCCCAUGGACGACCAGCUCCACGGAAUCAACCCCCACGGUCACAACCUCCACCAGCACCCUCCCCACCUCCUCCGAGACCGCAACACCAACCACCACCGUCACCAGCAUCCCCACGUCCACACCCACCGUCACCCCCACCACCACACUCUCCACCACCGUCUGUACCCCAGAAGAGUGCUCCUGGACCGAGUGGUUCGACGUCGACUUCCCCUCCUCGGGGCCCGGCCAGGGAGACUUUGAAACCUACCAGCACAUCAGGGCCGCCGGACGGAACGUCUGUCGGCACCCUAAGGACAUCCAGUGCCAGGCGGAGGACUACCCCGACCUUUCCAUCGAGCACAUCGGCCAGGUCGUGCAGUGCGACGUCCACUUUGGACUGGUGUGCAAGAACGAAGACCAGCUUGGCAAAUUUAAGAUGUGCCUGAACUACAAGAUCCGCGUCCUCUGCUGCACGCCAAACCCGCUCUGCUCUACCACCACCAUCACGCCCACCACCAGCCCCACCACCACCACCCCCACCACCAGCCCAUGGACGACCAGCUCCACGGAAUCAACCCCCACGGUCACAACCUCCACCAGCACCCUCCCCACCUCCUCCGAGACCGCAACACCAACCACCACCGUCACCAGCAUCCCCACGUCCACACCCACCCUCACCCCCACCACCACACUCUCCACCACCGUCUGUACCCCAGAAGAGUGCUCCUGGACCGAGUGGUUCGACGUCGACUUCCCCUCCUCGGGGCCCGGCCAGGGAGACUUUGAAACCUACCAGCACAUCAGGGCCGCCGGACGGAACGUCUGUCGGCACCCUAAGGACAUCCAGUGCCAGGCGGAGGACUACCCCGACCUUUCCAUCGAGCACAUCGGCCAGGUCGUGCAGUGCGACGUCCACUUUGGACUGGUGUGCAAGAACGAAGACCAGCUUGGCAAAUUUAAGAUGUGCCUGAACUACAAGAUCCGCGUCCUCUGCUGCACGCCAAACCCGCUCUGCUCUACCACCACCAUCACGCCCACCACCAGCCCCACCACCACCACCCCCACCACCAGCCCAUGGACGACCAGCUCCACGGAAUCAACCCCCACGGUCACAACCUCCACCAGCACCCUCCCCACCUCCUCCGAGACCGCAACACCAACCACCACCGUCACCAGCAUCCCCACGUCCACACCCACCCUCACCCCCACCACCACACUCUCCACCACCGUCUGUACCCCAGAAGAGUGCUCCUGGACCGAGUGGUUCGACGUCGACUUCCCCUCCUCGGGGCCCGGCCAGGGAGACUUUGAAACCUACCAGCACAUCAGGGCCGUCGGACGGAACGUCUGUCGGCACCCUAAGGACAUCCAGUGCCAGGCGGAGGACUACCCCGACCUUUCCAUCGAGCACAUCGGCCAGGUCGUGCAGUGCGACGUCCACUUUGGACUGGUGUGCAAGAACGAAGACCAGCUUGGCAAAUUUAAGAUGUGCCUGAACUACAAGAUCCGCGUCCUCUGCUGCACGCCAAACCCGCUCUGCUCUACCACCACCAUCACGCCCACCACCAGCCCCACCACCACCACCCCCACCACCAGCCCAUGGACGACCAGCUCCACGGAAUCAACCCCCACGGUCACAACCUCCACCAGCACCCUCCCCACCUCCUCCGAGACCGCAACACCAACCACCACCGUCACCAGCAUCCCCACGUCCACACCCACCCUCACCCCCACCACCACACUCUCCACCACCGUCUGUACCCCAGAAGAGUGCUCCUGGACCGAGUGGUUCGACGUCGACUUCCCCUCCUCGGGGCCCGGCCAGGGAGACUUUGAAACCUACCAGCACAUCAGGGCCGCCGGACGGAACGUCUGUCGGCACCCUAAGGACAUCCAGUGCCAGGCGGAGGACUACCCCGACCUUUCCAUCGAGCACAUCGGCCAGGUCGUGCAGUGCGACGUCCACUUUGGACUGGUGUGCAAGAACGAAGACCAGCUUGGCAAAUUUAAGAUGUGCCUGAACUACAAGAUCCGCGUCCUCUGCUGCACGCCAAACCCGCUCUGCUCUACCACCACCAUCACGCCCACCACCAGCCCCACCACCACCACCCCCACCACCAGCCCAUGGACGACCAGCUCCACGGAAUCAACCCCCACGGUCACAACCUCCACCAGCACCCUCCCCACCUCCUCCGAGACCGCAACACCAACCACCACCGUCACCAGCAUCCCCACGUCCACACCCACCCUCACCCCCACCACCACACUCUCCACCACCGUCUGUACCCCAGAAGAGUGCUCCUGGACCGAGUGGUUCGACGUCGACUUCCCCUCCUCGGGGCCCGGCCAGGGAGACUUUGAAACCUACCAGCACAUCAGGGCCGCCGGACGGAACGUCUGUCGGCACCCUAAGGACAUCCAGUGCCAGGCGGAGGACUACCCCGACCUUUCCAUCGAGCACAUCGGCCAGGUCGUGCAGUGCGACGUCCACUUUGGACUGGUGUGCAAGAACGAAGACCAGCUUGGCAAAUUUAAGAUGUGCCUGAACUACAAGAUCCGCGUCCUCUGCUGCACGCCAAACCCGCUCUGCUCUACCACCACCAUCACGCCCACCACCAGCCCCACCACCACCACCCCCACCACCAGCCCAUGGACGACCAGCUCCACGGAAUCAACCCCCACGGUCACAACCUCCACCAGCACCCUCCCCACCUCCUCCGAGACCGCAACACCAACCACCACCGUCACCAGCAUCCCCACGUCCACACCCACCCUCACCCCCACCACCACACUCUCCACCACCGUCUGUACCCCAGAAGAGUGCUCCUGGACCGAGUGGUUCGACGUCGACUUCCCCUCCUCGGGGCCCGGCCAGGGAGACUUUGAAACCUACCAGCACAUCAGGGCCGCCGGACGGAACGUCUGUCGGCACCCUAAGGACAUCCAGUGCCAGGCGGAGGACUACCCCGACCUUUCCAUCGAGCACAUCGGCCAGGUCGUGCAGUGCGACGUCCACUUUGGACUGGUGUGCAAGAACGAAGACCAGCUUGGCAAAUUUAAGAUGUGCCUGAACUACAAGAUCCGCGUCCUCUGCUGCACGCCAAACCCGCUCUGCUCUACCACCACCAUCACGCCCACCACCAGCCCCACCACCCCCACCCCCACCACCAGCCCAUGGACGACCAGCUCCACGGAAUCAACCCCCACGGUCACAACCUCCACCAGCACCCUCCCCACCUCCUCCGAGACCGCAACACCAACCACCACCGUCACCAGCAUCCCCACGUCCACACCCACCGUCACCCCCACCACCACACUCUCCACCACCGUCUGUACCCCAGAAGAGUGCUCCUGGACCGAGUGGUUCGACGUCGACUUCCCCUCCUCGGGGCCCGGCCAGGGAGACUUUGAAACCUACCAGCACAUCAGGGCCGCCGGACGGAACGUCUGUCGGCACCCUAAGGACAUCCAGUGCCAGGCGGAGGACUACCCCGACCUUUCCAUCGAGCACAUCGGCCAGGUCGUGCAGUGCGACGUCCACUUUGGACUGGUGUGCAAGAACGAAGACCAGCUUGGCAAAUUUAAGAUGUGCCUGAACUACAAGAUCCGCGUCCUCUGCUGCACGCCAAACCCGCUCUGCUCUACCACCACCAUCACGCCCACCACCAGCCCCACCACCCCCACCCCCACCACCAGCCCAUGGACGACCAGCUCCACGGAAUCAACCCCCACGGUCACAACCUCCACCAGCACCCUCCCCACCUCCUCCGAGACCGCAACACCAACCACCACCGUCACCAGCAUCCCCACGUCCACACCCACCCUCACCCCCACCACCACACUCUCCACCACCGUCUGUACCCCAGAAGAGUGCUCCUGGACCGAGUGGUUCGACGUCGACUUCCCCUCCUCGGGGCCCGGCCAGGGAGACUUUGAAACCUACCAGCACAUCAGGGCCGCCGGACGGAACGUCUGUCGGCACCCUAAGGACAUCCAGUGCCAGGCGGAGGACUACCCCGACCUUUCCAUCGAGCACAUCGGCCAGGUCGUGCAGUGCGACGUCCACUUUGGACUGGUGUGCAAGAACGAAGACCAGCUUGGCAAAUUUAAGAUGUGCCUGAACUACAAGAUCCGCGUCCUCUGCUGCACGCCAAACCCGCUCUGCUCUACCACCACCAUCACGCCCACCACCAGCCCCACCACCACCACCCCCACCACCAGCCCAUGGACGACCAGCUCCACGGAAUCAACCCCCACGGUCACAACCUCCACCAGCACCCUCCCCACCUCCUCCGAGACCGCAACACCAACCACCACCGUCACCAGCAUCCCCACGUCCACACCCACCCUCACCCCCACCACCACACUCUCCACCACCGUCUGUACCCCAGAAGAGUGCUCCUGGACCGAGUGGUUCGACGUCGACUUCCCCUCCUCGGGGCCCGGCCAGGGAGACUUUGAAACCUACCAGCACAUCAGGGCCGCCGGACGGAACGUCUGUCGGCACCCUAAGGACAUCCAGUGCCAGGCGGAGGACUACCCCGACCUUUCCAUCGAGCACAUCGGCCAGGUCGUGCAGUGCGACGUCCACUUUGGACUGGUGUGCAAGAACGAAGACCAGCUUGGCAAAUUUAAGAUGUGCCUGAACUACAAGAUCCGCGUCCUCUGCUGCACGCCAAACCCGCUCUGCUCUACCACCACCAUCACGCCCACCACCAGCCCCACCACCACCACCCCCACCACCAGCCCAUGGACGACCAGCUCCACGGAAUCAACCCCCACGGUCACAACCUCCACCAGCACCCUCCCCACCUCCUCCGAGACCGCAACACCAACCACCACCGUCACCAGCAUCCCCACGUCCACACCCACCCUCACCCCCACCACCACACUCUCCACCACCGUCUGUACCCCAGAAGAGUGCUCCUGGACCGAGUGGUUCGACGUCGACUUCCCCUCCUCGGGGCCCGGCCAGGGAGACUUUGAAACCUACCAGCACAUCAGGGCCGCCGGACGGAACGUCUGUCGGCACCCUAAGGACAUCCAGUGCCAGGCGGAGGACUACCCCGACCUUUCCAUCGAGCACAUCGGCCAGGUCGUGCAGUGCGACGUCCACUUUGGACUGGUGUGCAAGAACGAAGACCAGCUUGGCAAAUUUAAGAUGUGCCUGAACUACAAGAUCCGCGUCCUCUGCUGCACGCCAAACCCGCUCUGCUCUACCACCACCAUCACGCCCACCACCAGCCCCACCACCCCCACCCCCACCACCAGCCCAUGGACGACCAGCUCCACGGAAUCAACCCCCACGGUCACAACCUCCACCAGCACCCUCCCCACCUCCUCCGAGACCGCAACACCAACCACCACCGUCACCAGCAUCCCCACGUCCACACCCACCCUCACCCCCACCACCACACUCUCCACCACCGUCUGUACCCCAGAAGAGUGCUCCUGGACCGAGUGGUUCGACGUCGACUUCCCCUCCUCGGGGCCCGGCCAGGGAGACUUUGAAACCUACCAGCACAUCAGGGCCGCCGGACGGAACGUCUGUCGGCACCCUAAGGACAUCCAGUGCCAGGCGGAGGACUACCCCGACCUUUCCAUCGAGCACAUCGGCCAGGUCGUGCAGUGCGACGUCCACUUUGGACUGGUGUGCAAGAACGAAGACCAGCUUGGCAAAUUUAAGAUGUGCCUGAACUACAAGAUCCGCGUCCUCUGCUGCACGCCAAACCCGCUCUGCUCUACCACCACCAUCACGCCCACCACCAGCCCCACCACCACCACCCCCACCACCAGCCCAUGGACGACCAGCUCCACGGAAUCAACCCCCACGGUCACAACCUCCACCAGCACCCUCCCCACCUCCUCCGAGACCGCAACACCAACCACCACCGUCACCAGCAUCCCCACGUCCACACCCACCCUCACCCCCACCACCACACUCUCCACCACCGUCUGUACCCCAGAAGAGUGCUCCUGGACCGAGUGGUUCGACGUCGACUUCCCCUCCUCGGGGCCCGGCCAGGGAGACUUUGAAACCUACCAGCACAUCAGGGCCGCCGGACGGAACGUCUGUCGGCACCCUAAGGACAUCCAGUGCCAGGCGGAGGACUACCCCGACCUUUCCAUCGAGCACAUCGGCCAGGUCGUGCAGUGCGACGUCCACUUUGGACUGGUGUGCAAGAACGAAGACCAGCUUGGCAAAUUUAAGAUGUGCCUGAACUACAAGAUCCGCGUCCUCUGCUGCACACCAAACCCGCUCUGCUCUACCACCACCAUCACGCCCACCACCAGCCCCACCACCACCACCCCCACCACCAGCCCAUGGACGACCAGCUCCACAGAAUCAACCCCCACGGUCACAACCUCCACCAGCACCCUCCCCACCUCCUCCGAGACCGCAACACCAACCACCACCGUCACCAGCAUCCCCACGUCCACACCCACCCUCACCCCCACCACCACACUCUCCACCACCGUCUGUACCCCAGAAGAGUGCUCCUGGACCGAGUGGUUCGACGUCGACUUCCCCUCCUCGGGGCCCGGCCAGGGAGACUUUGAAACCUACCAGCACAUCAGGGCCGCCGGACGGAACGUCUGUCGGCACCCUAAGGACAUCCAGUGCCAGGCGGAGGACUACCCCGACCUUUCCAUCGAGCACAUCGGCCAGGUCGUGCAGUGCGACGUCCACUUUGGACUGGUGUGCAAGAACGAAGACCAGCUUGGCAAAUUUAAGAUGUGCCUGAACUACAAGAUCCGCGUCCUCUGCUGCACGCCAAACCCGCUCUGCUCUACCACCACCAUCACGCCCACCACCAGCCCCACCACCCCCACCCCCACCACCAGCCCAUGGACGACCAGCUCCACGGAAUCAACCCCCACGGUCACAACCUCCACCAGCACCCUCCCCACCUCCUCCGAGACCGCAACACCAACCACCACCGUCACCAGCAUCCCCACGUCCACACCCACCCUCACCCCCACCACCACACUCUCCACCACCGUCUGUACCCCAGAAGAGUGCUCCUGGACCGAGUGGUUCGACGUCGACUUCCCCUCCUCGGGGCCCGGCCAGGGAGACUUUGAAACCUACCAGCACAUCAGGGCCGCCGGACGGAACGUCUGUCGGCACCCUAAGGACAUCCAGUGCCAGGCGGAGGACUACCCCGACCUUUCCAUCGAGCACAUCGGCCAGGUCGUGCAGUGCGACGUCCACUUUGGACUGGUGUGCAAGAACGAAGACCAGCUUGGCAAAUUUAAGAUGUGCCUGAACUACAAGAUCCGCGUCCUCUGCUGCACGCCAAACCCGCUCUGCUCUACCACCACCAUCACGCCCACCACCAGCCCCACCACCACCACCCCCACCACCAGCCCAUGGACGACCAGCUCCACGGAAUCAACCCCCACGGUCACAACCUCCACCAGCACCCUCCCCACCUCCUCCGAGACCGCAACACCAACCACCACCGUCACCAGCAUCCCCACGUCCACACCCACCCUCACCCCCACCACCACACUCUCCACCACCGUCUGUACCCCAGAAGAGUGCUCCUGGACCGAGUGGUUCGACGUCGACUUCCCCUCCUCGGGGCCCGGCCAGGGAGACUUUGAAACCUACCAGCACAUCAGGGCCGCCGGACGGAACGUCUGUCGGCACCCUAAGGACAUCCAGUGCCAGGCGGAGGACUACCCCGACCUUUCCAUCGAGCACAUCGGCCAGGUCGUGCAGUGCGACGUCCACUUUGGACUGGUGUGCAAGAACGAAGACCAGCUUGGCAAAUUUAAGAUGUGCCUGAACUACAAGAUCCGCGUCCUCUGCUGCACGCCAAACCCGCUCUGCUCUACCACCACCAUCACGCCCACCACCAGCCCCACCACCACCACCCCCACCACCAGCCCAUGGACGACCAGCUCCACGGAAUCAACCCCCACGGUCACAACCUCCACCAGCACCCUCCCCACCUCCUCCGAGACCACAACACCAACCACCACCGUCACCAGCAUCCCCACGUCCACACCCACCCUCACCCCCACCACCACACUCUCCACCACCGUCUGUACCCCAGAAGAGUGCUCCUGGACCGAGUGGUUCGACGUCGACUUCCCCUCCUCGGGGCCCGGCCAGGGAGACUUUGAAACCUACCAGCACAUCAGGGCCGCCGGACGGAACGUCUGUCGGCACCCUAAGGACAUCCAGUGCCAGGCGGAGGACUACCCCGACCUUUCCAUCGAGCACAUCGGCCAGGUCGUGCAGUGCGACGUCCACUUUGGACUGGUGUGCAAGAACGAAGACCAGCUUGGCAAAUUUAAGAUGUGCCUGAACUACAAGAUCCGCGUCCUCUGCUGCACGCCAAACCCGCUCUGCUCUACCACCACCAUCACGCCCACCACCAGCCCCACCACCACCACCCCCACCACCAGCCCAUGGACGACCAGCUCCACAGAAUCAACCCCCACGGUCACAACCUCCACCAGCACCCUCCCCACCUCCUCCGAGACCGCAACACCAACCACCACCGUCACCAGCAUCCCCACGUCCACACCCACCCUCACCCCCACCACCACACUCUCCACCACCGUCUGUACCCCAGAAGAGUGCUCCUGGACCGAGUGGUUCGACGUCGACUUCCCCUCCUCGGGGCCCGGCCAGGGAGACUUUGAAACCUACCAGCACAUCAGGGCCGCCGGACGGAACGUCUGUCGGCACCCUAAGGACAUCCAGUGCCAGGCGGAGGACUACCCCGACCUUUCCAUCGAGCACAUCGGCCAGGUCGUGCAGUGCGACGUCCACUUUGGACUGGUGUGCAAGAACGAAGACCAGCUUGGCAAAUUUAAGAUGUGCCUGAACUACAAGAUCCGCGUCCUCUGCUGCACGCCAAACCCGCUCUGCUCUACCACCAUCAUCACGCCCACCACCAGCCCCACCACCACCACCCCCACCACCAGCCCAUGGACGACCAGCUCCACAGAAUCAACCCCCACGGUCACAACCUCCACCAGCACCCUCCCCACCUCCUCCGAGACCGCAACACCAACCACCACCGUCACCAGCAUCCCCACGUCCACACCCACCGUCACCCCCACCACCACACUCUCCACCACCGUCUGUACCCCAGAAGAGUGCUCCUGGACCGAGUGGUUCGACGUCGACUUCCCCUCCUCGGGGCCCGGCCAGGGAGACUUUGAAACCUACCAGCACAUCAGGGCCGCCGGACGGAACGUCUGUCAGCACCCUAAGGACAUCCAGUGCCAGGCGGAGGACUACCCCGACCUUUCCAUCGAGCACAUCGGCCAGGUCGUGCAGUGCAAUGUCCACUUUGGACUGGUGUGCAAGAACGAAGACCAGCUUGGCAAAUUUAAGAUGUGCCUGAACUACAAGAUCCGCGUCCUCUGCUGCACGCCAAACCCGCUCUGCUCUACCACCACCAUCACGCCCACCACCAGCCCAUGGACGACCAGCUCCACGGAAUCAACCCCCACGGUCACAACCUCCACCAGCACCCUUCCCACCUCCUCCGAGACCGCAACACCAACCACCACCGUCACCAGCAUCCCCACGUCCACACCCACCCUCACCCCCACCACCACACUCUCCACCACCGUCUGUACCCCAGAAGAGUGCUCCUGGACCGAGUGGUUCGACGUCGACUUCCCCUCCUCGGGGCCCGGCCAGGGAGACUUUGAAACCUACCAGCACAUCAGGGCCGCCGGACGGAACGUCUGUCGGCACCCUAAGGACAUCCAGUGCCAGGCGGAGGACUACCCCGACCUUUCCAUCGAGCACAUCGGCCAGGUCGUGCAGUGCGACGUCCACUUUGGACUGGUGUGCAAGAACGAAGACCAGCUUGGCAAAUUUAAGAUGUGCCUGAACUACAAGAUCCGCGUCCUCUGCUGCACGCCAAACCCGCUCUGCUCUACCACCACCAUCACGCCCACCACCAGCCCCACCACCACCACCCCCACCACCAGCCCAUGGACGACCAGCUCCACGGAAUCAACCCCCACGGUCACAACCUCCACCAGCACCCUCCCCACCUCCUCCGAGACCGCAACACCAACCACCACCGUCACCAGCAUCCCCACGUCCACACCCACCCUCACCCCCACCACCACACUCUCCACCACCGUCUGUACCCCAGAAGAGUGCUCCUGGACCGAGUGGUUCGACGUCGACUUCCCCUCCUCGGGGCCCGGCCAGGGAGACUUUGAAACCUACCAGCACAUCAGGGCCGCCGGACGGAACGUCUGUCGGCACCCUAAGGACAUCCAGUGCCAGGCGGAGGACUACCCCGACCUUUCCAUCGAGCACAUCGGCCAGGUCGUGCAGUGCAACGUCCACUUUGGACUGGUGUGCAAGAACGAAGACCAGCUUGGCAAAUUUAAGAUGUGCCUGAACUACAAGAUCCGCGUCCUCUGCUGCACGCCAAACCCGCUCUGCUCUACCACCACCAUCACGCCCACCACCAGCCCCACCACCACCACCCCCACCACCAGCCCAUGGACGACCAGCUCCACAGAAUCAACCCCCACGGUCACAACCUCCACCAGCACCCUCCCCACCUCCUCCGAGACCGCAACACCAACCACCACCGUCACCAGCAUCCCCACGUCCACACCCACCCUCACCCCCACCACCACACUCUCCACCACCGUCUGUACCCCAGAAGAGUGCUCCUGGACCGAGUGGUUCGACGUCGACUUCCCCUCCUCGGGGCCCGGCCAGGGAGACUUUGAAACCUACCAGCACAUCAGGGCCGCCGGACGGAACGUCUGUCGGCACCCUAAGGACAUCCAGUGCCAGGCGGAGGACUACCCCGACCUUUCCAUCGAGCACAUCGGCCAGGUCGUGCAGUGCGACGUCCACUUUGGACUGGUGUGCAAGAACGAAGACCAGCUUGGCAAAUUUAAGAUGUGCCUGAACUACAAGAUCCGCGUCCUCUGCUGCACGCCAAACCCGCUCUGCUCUACCACCACCAUCACGCCCACCACCAGCCCCACCACUACCACCCCCACCACCAGCCCAUGGACGACCAGCUCCACGGAAUCAACCCCCACGGUCACAACCUCCACCAGCACCCUUCCCACCUCCUCCGAGACCGCAACACCAACCACCACCGUCACCAGCAUCCCCACGUCCACACCCACCCUCACCCCCACCACCACACUCUCCACCACCGUCUGUACCCCAGAAGAGUGCUCCUGGACCGAGUGGUUCGACGUCGACUUCCCCUCCUCGGGGCCCGGCCAGGGAGACUUUGAAACCUACCAGCACAUCAGGGCCGCCGGACGGAACGUCUGUCGGCACCCUAAGGACAUCCAGUGCCAGGCGGAGGACUACCCCGACCUUUCCAUCGAGCACAUCGGCCAGGUCGUGCAGUGCGACGUCCACUUUGGACUGGUGUGCAAGAACGAAGACCAGCUUGGCAAAUUUAAGAUGUGCCUGAACUACAAGAUCCGCGUCCUCUGCUGCACGCCAAACCCGCUCUGCUCUACCACCACCAUCACGCCCACCACCAGCCCCACCACUACCACCCCCACCACCAGCCCAUGGACGACCAGCUCCACGGAAUCAACCCCCACGGUCACAACCUCCACCAGCACCCUUCCCACCUCCUCCGAGACCGCAACACCAACCACCACCGUCACCAGCAUCCCCACGUCCACACCCACCCUCACCCCCACCACCACACUCUCCACCACCGUCUGUACCCCAGAAGAGUGCUCCUGGACCGAGUGGUUCGACGUCGACUUCCCCUCCUCGGGGCCCGGCCAGGGAGACUUUGAAACCUACCAGCACAUCAGGGCCGCCGGACGGAACGUCUGUCGGCACCCUAAGGACAUCCAGUGCCAGGCGGAGGACUACCCCGACCUUUCCAUCGAGCACAUCGGCCAGGUCGUGCAGUGCGACGUCCACUUUGGACUGGUGUGCAAGAACGAAGACCAGCUUGGCAAAUUUAAGAUGUGCCUGAACUACAAGAUCCGCGUCCUCUGCUGCACGCCAAACCCGCUCUGCUCUACCACCACCAUCACGCCCACCACCAGCCCCACCACCACCACCCCCACCACCAGCCCAUGGACGACCAGCUCCACAGAAUCAACCCCCACGGUCACAACCUCCACCAGCACCCUCCCCACCUCCUCCGAGACCGCAACACCAACCACCACCGUCACCAGCAUCCCCACGUCCACACCCACCCUCACCCCCACCACCACAUUCUCCACCACUGUCUGUACCCCAGAAGAGUGCUCCUGGACCGAGUGGUUCAACGUCGACUUCCCCUCCUCGGGGCCCGGCCAGGGAGACUUUGAAACCUACCAGCACAUCAGGGCCGCCGGACGGAACGUCUGUCGGCACCCUAAGGACAUCCAGUGCCAGGCGGAGGACUACCCCGACCUUUCCAUCGAGCACAUCGGCCAGGUCGUGCAGUGCGACGUCCACUUUGGACUGGUGUGCAAGAACGAAGACCAGCUUGGCAAAUUUAAGAUGUGCCUGAACUACAAGAUCCGCGUCCUCUGCUGCACGCCAAACCCGCUCUGCUCUACCACCACCAUCACGCCCACCACCAGCCCCACCACCACCACCCCCACCACCAGCCCAUGGACGACCAGCUCCACGGAAUCAACCCCCACGGUCACAACCUCCACCAGCACCCUUCCCACCUCCUCCGAGACCGCAACACCAACCACCACCGUCACCAGCAUCCCCACGUCCACACCCACCCUCACCCCCACCACCACACUCUCCACCACCGUCUGUACCCCAGAAGAGUGCUCCUGGACCGAGUGGUUCGACGUCGACUUCCCCUCCUCGGGGCCCGGCCAGGGAGACUUUGAAACCUACCAGCACAUCAGGGCCGCCGGACGGAACGUCUGUCGGCACCCUAAGGACAUCCAGUGCCAGGCGGAGGACUACCCCGACCUUUCCAUCGAGCACAUCGGCCAGGUCGUGCAGUGCGACGUCCACUUUGGACUGGUGUGCAAGAACGAAGACCAGCUUGGCAAAUUUAAGAUGUGCCUGAACUACAAGAUCCGCGUCCUCUGCUGCACGCCAAACCCGCUCUGCUCUACCACCACCAUCACGCCCACCACCAGCCCCACCACCACCACCCCCACCACCAGCUCAUGGACAUCAUGUUUCUGUAAAAUUGGAAAUUCCGUUUUUUCACCUGGUGAAGUUAUUUACAACAGAACAGACAGUGAUGGAUGUAGCUUUUACGCUAUCUGUAGUCAAACAUGUUCAGUUGAACGAUUCACAGGACCAUGUAUUUUUACUACUCCUUUUACCACUACUUCCCCCGAAAUAUCUACCACAACUACGUUAGUUCCUUCUACUACCUCUUGUGGCACAUAUACCACAGGUUGUUAUUCUAGUACUCACCCUCCUUUACAGCCUUGCCAAAGAAUGAAAUUAUCCAACUGCACAGAACUCCUCUGUGAGGGAGACAACAAAGAAAAAGUAAUUCAAACACAAUGCCCACCUGUAAAGGAAAUCACCUGUGCCAACAGAUAUCCACCAAUACUGGUCCCUGAUGAAAAUGGCUGCUGUUACCGCUAUGAAUGUCAAUGUGUGUGCAGUGGAUGGGGUGAUCCUCAUUAUAUUACUUUUGAUGGAAUCUACUACACUUUCCUUCAAAACUGCACUUAUGUCCUGGUGAAACAGAUUGUACCUAAAUAUGACAACUUCCGUGUUUACAUUGACAAUUAUUACUGUGAUUCAAAAGAUGGACUUUCCUGUCCUAAAUCGAUUAUUAUUUUCUACAAAUCUUCAGAAGUGGUGCUGACUCGUGAACUAAUGAAUGGUGUGAUGAAGAAUGUGAUUUACUUCAAUAAAAAGAUUGUCCAACCAGGCUUCAAAAAAGAUGGCAUUUCUAUUUCAAUGCUUGGCAUCAAUAUGAUUGUUGAAAUACCAGAGAUUGGUGCAACCAUCACCUUUAGUGGGCUGAUUUUCUCAGUGAAGCUCCCCUUCAGCAAAUUUGGCAACAACACUGAAGGACAGUGCGGAACAUGUUCAAAUAACAAAUCAGAUGAAUGCCGCUUGCCAAGUGGCAAGAUCAUUUCCUCCUGUCCCCAAAUGGCUCAUCACUGGAACGUUGGUAACAACCCAUCAUGCCCUAGGGUACCACCAUCAAUUGUAACUACACCUCCACCAUUGCCUCACUGUAAUACAUCUCUUUGCAAGCUUAUCAUGAGCAAAGUUUUCGAACCAUGCCAUGAUGUGAUACCACCAGAAUCAUUUUUCAAAGGGUGUGUUUUUGAUGCUUGUCGCAUACCCGAUGACUCCAUACAGUGUUCCAGUUUGGAGAUGUAUGCUACGGAGUGUGCUGCUAGAGGUAUCUGCAUUGACUGGAGAGAAAAGACCAACUUUAUAUGCCCAUACGACUGUCCACCAAACACAAUAUACAAGGCAUGCGGGCCCAUUAAUCCUGCUACCUGUGACCGAAGCUCUGUAGAGCACAGUGGCUAUGGUGUAACUGAAGGAUGUUUCUGCCCUGAAGGACAGAGUUUCAUCAGUGAAGACAGCAGUAUCUGUGUCCUCGAUUGUGUUUGUAAGGAACCAAGUGGAAUAUCCAAAAGGCCUGGAGCUGUCAUCCCAUCAGGUCCCUGUGAAAAAUGCACCUGCUUUAAUUCCUCUUACUCAAGCCCUCAUCACAUCUUUGUCAAGUGCGAGCCAGUUAUCUGUGACACGUACUGCCCAGUGGUUGGAGAAGUCUGGAACCCACCUGGCAAUAACUGUACAUUUUACACAUGUGAAAAAUAUGAGGACCAAUUCAUUCCAGUCAUUGUACAGGAACGCUGUCCACCCAUUCCAGACAACUGUGAUCCUGAUGACAUCACGAUAUCACAGGAUGGCUGCUGCAGAGAGUGCCUACCACCACCACAGAAAAGCUGUAAGAAGCACAACAGCACUACUGUCAUCCGGUACAAUGGAUGUGUGUCUCCUGUGCCUGUUGAGCUAACAUACUGUGAAGGCAGCUGUAAUGCUUACUCACGAUAUUCUACAGAGGCAAACAUGAUGGAACAUAACUGCAUGUGCUGUCAGGAAAUCAAGACCAGCCAAAGAACAGUGACCCUGACAUGCAGUGAUGGAACCCACUUUAAUUACUUAUACACCUAUGUGGAGAACUGCAGCUGUGUGGGCACUGAGUGCGUUCUUCAAAGCGAUGAAACCCCUAUCAACAAUGCCAAAAUAUCAGUGAAGGGGAUAAAGGCCUUGCCAGAGAAAGGGAAGGUCUAA